AUGUCUAUCUUUAGUUCGCUCAAAAACUCCUUUCUCUCAGCAACAAACGAAAAUAAUGCAUCUCUGGCGAACCUCAAGUUCGAUUUCUCACUCCUCAAGGUUGAGGCUCCCAUCGAAUUCCAGCCGCUGGGUUCUGCUCUAACUCUAAGGCGACGAGAGGAAGCUGAAUAUGGCCCUCAGCACCAGACAGCUCGACGGUUGGCUGCCCUAUUUGAGCCCCUGAUUCCUCCUACACCGAAGCUCAUCUCCGCGUACGGGAAGAGGGUAUCUGAAAUCAUCGAGACUCCCGGCGUCAACCCUGUCGGAUCUCGAUCUCAUGGUCCAUUUAGAGAGUAUAUUGGGGCAGAUGGGACAGCUGUAUGGGCGGCCGCAACAUCGGGAGUCGCUGCAUUGGGCAUCUAUCUUCUCUCUUGUCUCCUUGCCCGGGCAUGGGAAUCCAAAGAAGCGAUAUCAAUCUGGGUUGAGCUGGUCGAUCAGAGGAAAAAGGAAAUUGAGAAUGCGUUUGAGAGCAGCCACCCUGUCUCCAUAGCCAGCGCAAUGAGUUCUCUCCAGUCGAUUGCAAGGCACGACCUUGCACUGUGGGAUGCAAGCUCGCGCUCCUGGCUUCGCACUGCUGACCAGGCGAAGCAGCGGGAGCACAAACAGUUGCUCCUCAUGCGGAAGAAUAUCACUAUUCCAUUCCUGGGAGGCUCUUCCACCUAUGACAAAGUCAUAUCAACCUGGAAACGGGCGAUGCUGGCCAUUGAGGACCUAUUGUGCGGUCGCCCCCAGUCGAUAUCAGAUGCUGGCGUGCUUCUCGCCCUUUCAUCCUGGCAUCUCUACCCGGAUCUCAUCGUUCUGAGGAAUAAGACGGUGAAUGUGAAAUUUGAAGACCCCUUGUUUCCCUGUACUGGUGUCUGUACGAUCGGUCUUGAGAUACAACCCUCUGGGGAAAAUGAAGGCGUACAGUGGUCGUUGGCCCUGUCCCAUCUACAAUAUUAUGGCAACGCCGUUAACGUCACUAGCCCGGCAGAUUACUCUCGAGUCACUAUCUCUCAGCUCUGCCUUGUCGCGCUCGGAGGCCUUCUUGGUCACUGGGGAGCUAAUGCAAGAGACCUCGAAGACGCAGUUAAGCUAUUCUGUAGCAUUGGAGACAUAUUAGACGGAAAGGACAGAAAGAUUGUCUAUUCUGCCAAAUGGAUUCAGCCUUUAAUCCAAGCUUCAAGAAAAUUCGACUCAUCUACGGGGGAAGAAAGGGAUGAAAAUAUCAGACUUCUCAAGUACGGCCAAAGACGGGCAAGUCAGUUCUUACGAAGGGAUGAAGACACAAUCCCACCCUACUUUGGCCUCUGUAACGAACCUGUCCUCUCUGCACUUUCAGGGAGCGAGUGCAACAUCACAUACUUGAGAUGGCUUGCAAAGUCUAUGGGCUCUGCGAGUAGUGACUGUCUCAUAAUCCGUGUUCAUUCCGUAGGAAGCACUUCAAAGGGGGUAUCCCCUGAUUACUAUGAAUAUAUCACUGCUGUUCCCUAUCGAACAAAGGUUCACGGCAAGAGAGAUUCGGAAGGAGGAGAAGUUUUCAAAAUGACACAUGCCAGGUGGUACUUUAUAUGUUCCAAGAGUGCCACCAACAGGGCCGACAUUGAGAUGGAUAUAAAAAGGCGCAUCGCCGAGAUUGGAGACUCCAACGAGUACUGCACUAUCGUCAAGCAUGGAUGGACCGAUCAAGGUGAGCCGCGGCGUUGGCACAAUCCUCCUCUGCUCUUCCGCUCUGGGCAAGUCCGUGGGCAGCCUGCAGCAUCAGACCUGGAAUGUCCUAUGCCAAAGGAGCAAGGAGCAUGCCAAUGUUUUGAUUUGAAGCUCGUAAAUAUACCCUACGCAUUGAGGGAGUUCUCUUCUACUCAAUUUAUCCGCACAUAUGGGAAUUUGCGGCUCUCCCUAUUCGUUAGAGGAACGGAUAAUCGCAUAACCCUACCUGGAGCUUGCCUCGAAUGCGGCAAUAUAACUCCCCGCGCGGCCGUUCAGCAUCUUCUCCAGCGCCCGAUAUGUAAAGAGAGGCUGGACCGGUAUCUGGACGCGAUAUCUUCGAGGACACUUAUAAAUGACGCAAGAAUUUCCGUAUUCAUCGAAUCUCGGUUUAUUCCCGAGGAUAGUCGUCUCGCCCUUGAUGCUCUAUACUUUGCUACCGUCUUGUACAGCUACCUAGGCGGUUCAACUAUAAUGCCAGGUAUCGUAUCUAAACCGCUACACAAAGCUAGGUGGGUAACAACCAGGUGGUAUGGAGAAGAUGGCUUCUAUAGAGCCAAGGCAAAGAAGAUCUACCAGGUGGAAGACAAGAAAAUACCACUAAGCAGACAAGAAGCGUUCGCCUGCAUUGCUCACCUAGGUUCAGGCCAGGCAAACAUCGACCCGAAUGACCUGGAAAGCACGCUGGCAAUGUGUACUGAGAAUUCGAUCUUCGUAGCGGCUGCUGUACUUUCUGAUCCCGCGGCUCCGAUUAAUGAGUACAACAUCAGGCGACUGGUCGGCAACAUUGGGAGGAAAGGCAUCUCGAUGCUGAUCGCGCCUCGAAACCCACAGAUACGUCCGUUGCAGGAUGACCACCGUAUCGUCAACCACGCUCCGUACGACCUGAAGAGGGAGAACAACUUCAGUGAUACCUCUUUACACCUCUCCUUUACAAACUGGACUCUGCCUCUAGCGACGACAGGCACCCAAACCAUCGACCAAGACGUCUAUCUCGUUGAAUCAGUGAUAGCUGUCCGAGACCGCGGAGAAUGGGUAGCGGAUCUAGAUAUUCUCGGCAUCGACAAGAGUAGAUUGACGCUUGGAAGUGGGGAUGUCUGUCCUAGCCACGAUGGCCAACCUCUUGAACAUGAGUAUACAUCUAUAGACUGCUGGGAGGAGCUGCUCGACCCUCCGCUGGAUGUAGGCGUAUUUCGUGCCCGUGGAAACUGGGUCGCUCGUCUUGCAGCCGUCAGCAUAUUGAUGCAGAAGAGCAAAAGCAGUCAAAUCGCUAUCUUUGACAGGGUCCUUUGCCUAGAGUCCUUUGAGUGCCAGUUCCAGAAAAUUUUAAACAAAUCUCCAGGUCGUUUAUCUGUAUAG
Microsporum canis CBS 113480 is the source of this 3084-nucleotide messenger RNA. RefSeq lists its product as hypothetical. Lineage: Eukaryota; Fungi; Ascomycota; Eurotiomycetes; Onygenales; Arthrodermataceae. The transcript has a single exon. Bases 1 to 3084 code for a protein of 1027 amino acids. The record is from RefSeq and is a predicted model, not a curated record.